This is a messenger RNA of Pelagomonas calceolata, 683 nucleotides long. The record is from the annotation of a GenBank genome assembly. NCBI's taxonomy places the organism in Eukaryota, Pelagophyceae, Pelagomonadales, Pelagomonadaceae.
GCCGGGGCUGCCUGAGUGCAGGUUUUGCACAGGGCAAGGACCAAAGUCGAAGCGGGGUUGCUCCGGCAUACGUGCGCUUCCAAGCCUGCACGGCAGCUUUAGGCUGUUAUUUGUCAACCUGCUUGCCGCUGCUAUCGCGAUUUUUUAAAUUGGGAGCUUGCUACUGCAAAUCGAUCUGCACAGAGCAGGCUGAGUCCGCUAGCUACGCGUGCAGGGCUCCGGAACGCGGCGUACAAGUCUCCAUCAUGUCCAGCACGAGCAGCACCAACAACAAAAAAACAGGAGACAAAACGAGAAGAAGCAACAGCGAGCCCGCGCGCCUCCGCGGCCGACGAAAAGACAGCGAGAGCGACGACGACAGCAACGGCGCCCGCUCCAUGUCGCGGUCGCGGUCGCGGUCGCGCGACCGCGAGCCGAGAAACAGACGGCACGACGACGGCGGCCGCCUCACGCGCGACUCGCCGCUCCUCGCGGACGCGCUCCCCAAGCUCGGCGGCAUGGCGCGCGCCGCCGUCGAGCAGUGGGGUUUAGAUGAAAGUCGCCUGCUCGCCUGGGCGGCGGCGCGGCGGCUGCCCGGCAUCGGCGUCGCGGACGUGAAUUUGUAUAGACAGGAGAACCCCGACGAGGAUCUGAGUGCUGAGAUGAACAGUGAUUUAUUAGGCACAUAACAAUAACAUCAAAGG